This is a messenger RNA of Polyodon spathula (Mississippi paddlefish), 1409 nucleotides long. RefSeq names its product interferon alpha/beta receptor 1a-like. Lineage: Eukaryota; Metazoa; Chordata; Actinopteri; Acipenseriformes; Polyodontidae. The record is from RefSeq and is a predicted model, not a curated record. Gene Ontology annotation, molecular function: protein binding. Bases 103 to 1176 code for a protein of 357 amino acids. The transcript is spliced from 7 exons.
UCGGCCUGUUUCCUGGCCCUGUGUAUUUCCUGGUGUACUCUGACUUGAAGCUUUGCUGAUUGCUGGAUAAAUAGCUGGAAAUGAUCUUCUAAAACAGGGGCUAUGAUGUUUGUUAGCCGGACGCCUGCUCCUUUAUUGGUGGUCAUACUGAUACAUAUAUACACCGUUACAGCAAAGCUGCCACAACCACACAAUGUAAAAGUCCAUGGUGUGAACACUCGGUACAUCUUGAAAUGGGAUUGGGAGUGGGACCAGCAGCAGGCUAACAAGAGCAUCAGAUUCACUGUUCAGUACUUACCUAGUUAUAUAUAUGAAAUGAAAGGUAAAAGGGUAUGGCGAAUGGUGUGUGGCAAAAUCCCAGGAACACAGUGUGACUUUUCAGAGAAGGUUAACUAUUUUGGAAUGUUCAAUCUGCGCCUAAGAGCGAAAAGUGGACGGGAAACUUCCCCCUGGGUCAACAUAGAGUUCUGUGCAGAGAAAGAUGCUGACCUGGGUCCUCCAUCCAAAGUCGGAGUCAUAUCCAAAAAUGGAAUGCUGGAAGUUAACAUAGCCGAUCCAAUGGCUUCUGAAAACAAGUCGAUGCGCGAGCUCCAGAAAAUUAAGUUUUUGAUAGUUUAUUGGAAAAAUACAUCUGGUGCAAAGAACGUAAGCCUUAUUGAAGAGAAAAAUGUGGCUAUACUUACAGAUCUUGAACCCUGGACAGUGUACUGUGUGCAGGUUCAGUCCCUUAGUGAUUAUUAUGAAAAGAAAAGCCUUUUCAGCCCUGUCUUAUGCGCCCAAACAACAGAUGAUGGCCAAACUCCAUUGUGGUUGAUCUUCUUAAUCUUCUUUUUGACACUGGCGUUGAGCUUUGGAGGUACUCUGCUCUGCUCCUUCAUUGUGUUCCAGACCUACAGAGUUAUCAAAUACACGUUCUUCCCUUUCUACCAGCUUCCUGCCAACAUACAAGAGUGUCUGAAUGAGUUCACCCCGAGGGCCCAGUACCUUGUGCUGCUUUCAAAAGACAAAGAGAUGGAGCUUUGCUGUGAGAAGGUGGACAUUGUUUCCGAAGUGACCCAUGAACACUCUCUCGUUAGUGAGAGGGCUUUGGAGAUGGACCCUGUCAAUCACUGCCGGCAAAAUAGCGGGGACUCUGGAGUUUACUCCAGUGCGAACAGCUCUGCUGGAGAGGAAUGAGGUCGUUGUGGACAGUUUUUCGAAAAAAGACAAUGAAGGGUUACCCCAGGAAUAAUAGCACACAUACAAAUAGUGGCCAAAAAUGAUUGCACAAUUUAUUUUAUUUGUCUUUUUUUUUAAUAAACAGAAAGUAUGUGCUGGCUUAUACUGCUGUUGAGGUACACCCAGGCAAAUCCACACUUAUUCAAACCUGCAGUACUUGUAAAGUGGACUGAGAACUUCAUAGAUUCCUU